AAUCUUCACCACCCCCGAGUUCACAUUCCAAGAUGGCUGCCCCGGUUGUAAACAGUAGAAGAGAGCUCUGUAAAAAUUCGUAGCACUUCAUUCUAGUUUUGGUCACACUAAAUCAGUCGUAUACAAGUAUUGUUCGGCAUAUAUAUGCUGCUAUAGUGUAAUUUACAUUUUUCAUGUGGUAUAUGCGAACUACAAACUUGUUUACCUACUUUGUAACUGGAACGCUGAUAACUCGGCUAUGACGUCAUUCCCAGUUCCGAGUUCCGACUUCCGAGGUAAAUGGAACGCAGCAUUAGCCACGUUAGCUGCAUGGAGUUGCCGAACAUCAGCUAGACAUGUGUUUGUGGUGCCCACGUUGUAGUCUAAAUAGACAUUUAUCUGUUUAUUACGUUUAGUAUUCGUUUUGCCUUAUCCAUUUGUUAGGAAUGGAGGCUACUCAGGUGAUCAGCGACUCUAUCUUGGAGUCAGAUGAGAAUGAAAAUGAAGAGGAGAAUCAAGAUAGGAGAGGGCGAGCACUGGCCAAACUAUGCAUCUUCAAAAAUCAACACAUCCCUGAGACGGAGUUGCCCCUCUUUUUGGGAGAUAACGUGCUGGGCCGUGACCCCGGCAGCUGCACCCUGACCUUACCUGCGGCCUCAGUGUCCAAGCAGCACGCUGCCAUCAGCAUCUCCGUGUACCAGCGAAGAGGUUGCCACAGUGAAGUGGAGGCUUUAGUGUGGGACCUAGGAAGCAUGAAUGGUACCCGUAAGGGCCGCUUAAAGCUGACUCCUCAUGUUCGUUAUGCCCUUACUGAAGGGGAAAGUUUGGUGGUGGCAGACAUUCCAUGUCAGUAUGUCAGUUGUGGGGCGGACCCGGUGUCAUCUCAAGAUGGUACAAGGACUCCAGGGAGCAGAAGCUCAGCAGUAAAAGAUGUGUUGCCAGAUGCCUCAGGAGAAAAAUUGGGUGACGCAAGGACAGGCAACAAGGAGUAUGUCAAUGGCGAUAUAAAGGCAAGAGGGUCAUUAAAAAAGACUCCUGUCAGAGGCACUUACCUGUCCUUUGAGCAAACUCCAAUCCAGGCACAGGGAACCCUGGUCCCAGAAUCUGACACGGAUUCAGACGGUGAAAGAGGAGAAGGAGAAGACAAAAGACGGAAGGCACUUGCAUCUGACUCUGAUUCCCAUAAAUCCAGUCCCAGCUCUUCUUCAUUUUUAAGUCCUCCAAACAAAACCGUCCCUGAGAGUGAAGAUGAAAGUCCCAUUACACCAUCCUCUUCGGCCAGCAAAAGGUCUUACAGACAUGUCGGUUUCAGCACAGACAAAGCAGAUGUCAAUGUAGGACGACAGCAGGUGGAGAAAAAAAUGUCACCUGCCGUUAUAGAUGACAGUUCAAAAGAAGAAGAUGGAGCAGGACAAGGAGGGACAAAUUCAAAAGAAAGUAGACAACAUGAGAAAAAGGAUGGCAGUCUUACAGGAGAGAACGAACAGCCUGUGUCCGCAUCAGACAUUUACAGAGGUGCCAUCCCUUCAUUUAACAUGGACAGUGACACUGAUGUGGAGGGAGAGGACGAAGAAGUGGCCCCUGGAGGGCCUGUGUGUCUGAAUACAAACCAACAAGCUGCUCAGCCACCGAACACAGUCCUGUUUCACAUGGACAGUGAUACUGAUGUUGAUGAAGAUGAGGAUAAUCCAAACAAAGCUGACAAAACUGCACCUUCCUCUGAGAACACUACCAAACCUUCUAAUAUUGCAUCAGUUAUUCAGCCCGAGGGCAGCACCAUGGACAGUGACACAGAUGUGGACGAAGAUGAUGCUGUGUCAGGUGCUGCCACCUCAGUGAAAGCCACAUCAUGUGAGAGAGCACACGCAGCUAGGUCUGCCUCUUCAGUACAGCUGAGGGAUUUCCACCUAGACAGUGACACAGACGUUGAUGAAGAAGAUGAUGGGGGAUGUGGACCCAAAAACAAAAACUCUGAAACCCCCAUCAAAUCUGUUUUGCCAGAAUCUGUCUCCUCUGCUCCUCACAACCUGCAUCUAGAUGGUGUCGCUGAUAAAGAAGCUAUUCCUGCCCCUCCUGUAAGUGAACCCUCAGUGACUGCUGCCGUCUCAGAAUUGUGCUCCACUGCUAUUGCAGGCAACGAGCUGGAUAUACUGUCUGACAGUGACACAGAUAUGGAAGGGGAUUCUCCUCCAAUUUUGCCUGUUGGCACUCCAAGCCUGUCAGCACCUCUGGGCACAACACCAGAAGAAGCUAAGUUAGAUUAUGAUGCAGACACAGAUGUUGAUGAAUGCACCAUCCCCAACGCUGGAGAAGAAGCCUUUCAAACAGGCUGUAGAGGGGACAUUGGUGCUGAUGUGGAGGAUAAGGAGGCAGGCGAGGACCUGAUAUCUGACCUGCACAGAGAAAAUACUCCAGCGUCACUGGUUCCUCUUCUGCAGAACUGCUCUACUCCUGUGCAAGCAUCAGUAGGACUGGUGGAAGACAUGGAGACUCAAGCUUUCACAAGCCCCUCUUCAGGUGCAUUUAGACGUGCUGCAGUAUUCCCUGUCAGACCUUUGGUAUCGUCUUCCUGCUCAGACAGUCAGGAGGAGGAAGACUUUGUUGUGGCUGAGACGCAGUCCUUCAUUUUUCAGAGUGGAGAUGACCAGUUAGGUGCUGACUCAACUCAACCUUAUUCAUUUGAGUCAUCUGAUAACAAAAUGGAUGAGCAGUGCAGCGGAAGAGACACUUUCCAGCUGGGGUUGUCUGACAGCAGCCACCUGCAGGGUCAGGCCAGAGCUCUGGACACGGAGAGCACUCAGGCUUUUUUCUCCGUGGAAGGGGACGUGAAUUUUGAAUUGGAUACCCAGGCAUUUGCAGCCAUCUCUGCUGCAGGCGUAAGCUCUGCAGGACACGAUUCAAAUCUGGGGGACACUCAGGUUUAUGACAAAGAGGAGCUUGCCAGAUGUUCAGAAGUUUCUGAAAAACAAGGUUCUGUAGAUUUGGCCCAAGAAGCAACGCAGGCUUACAUUUCCGAGCCUUUUGAUGAUCCAGACGACAAUUCAGAUGAAGUUGGGGAAAAUGCAGCUUCAACUGAGCCCGCAGAUUCUAUUGCGUCAUCUACUCUUGCAGUGCCUGAAACUCAACCCAUGACUUCCUUUGUGGGACAGAACAGUUUGGAAACAAGCAAACCCUUUUGUUCUAUGCAAGCUAAGUCCGGAGCAGAAAAUGAGUUUAUGAGUGAAACUCAACCCAUGCAUAGAAGUGAUGAUGGGAAAUUGUUUUUAGAUGUGCAGAAAAAAAUAGAAAACCCACAGCAGCUUGAUGAGAAACAGGCACAACUUCCUACUCGUUCAGCGACAUCACUCCCUGAAACUCAGCCCUUGAAUGAUGAUGAUGAAAAUCAGCCCAUGGUUUUAUGUGACAAUGAUCAAACCGAGGAUGAGGACUUGAUGUUCGUCCUUCGAAAAAGAAAAGUAAAGCAGCUUCAUAUUGAAGAAGAAGAAACACAAUGCCUCACUAAGUCUGAGGUCGCUAUUGCAGAAACGCAGCCCAUGGCUGUGAGUAUGGACGAUGAUGCUGACUCAAUGCCAGGCCCACGCAAAAGAAAAGCAAAGCCAUUGCAUUUUGAAGACGAGACACAGUCACAAGUGAGUUCUGAGGUCUCUGCUGUUGAAAGUCAGCCAGUAGGGACGAGUCAAGAUGCGGAGAGUGAUAACGAAUGUUCAUUUCUAGGUCCACGAAAAAGAAAGGCAAAGCAACUUCAUCUUGAAGAAGAAGACACACAGCGGCUCACAAUCUCGGAAGCCUCUGCCACUGAAAUCCAACCAUCGACUACAUUUCAAGAUGCAGAUUCAGACUCGAUACCAGGCCUGCACCAGGCGGUACACAAUAAAGAAGAGCAGAAACAGGUCCUCGCUACUGAAGUUUCUGCUGCUGAUACCAAUCCAGUUACGACAGAUAAAAAGGAUGAUGAUCACUCGACGCCAGAGAGACAAAAAAGACCAGCAAAGCAGCUUAAUCUUAAAGACAAGGAGACACAGUUGAAAACUCCCUUGAAAACAAAAACUGCUGAAAUGAGUGGAUCCAGUGUAACAAAAGAGACGAGGACAAGAUCAAGAAAAACUGAAAAUGAGAAGGAGUGUUCUGUACCUUCAGAUGCACAGACGGAAAGGGAAAACACAGCGCUCCCAAGCACUAGAGGAAGGAGAGGAAGAGACAGGUCUGAUGAUAACAAUGAGGAAGAGACGAAGCAGCCGAAGCAGACCAGAGGGAGCAAAAUCACAAGACGACAGGAAGAUGACGGUAAAACAGACCAAAGGAAGACUUAUGCAAAUAAGAGCCUGAAUAAGGAACAACAAGAAGGGGAAAUGGAUGUAAUGAUGCUUAGACAACAAGAGAGAAAAGAAACUGAGAAGGAAAGACAAAAGAGCAAUGACAACGAUGGGGAGCAAGAGCAUCAGCACAAGACAGAAGAAGAAAAGCUGGAAAAUACAAGAGAAACAGUACAAGAAAGACAGCAGAAUGAGGAUGCAGAGAGGAAAACCGUUGAGAUGAAGAGAGUAGAGGAAGAACACCAAGCAGAGCUUGAUGGGGCAGAAGGAGAGAAACUGGAGAAAGUAAAAGAAACCAAAGAAAAGCAAUUAAAAGAAUCACAAGAAGAUAAAGAAAAAGUUGAGCAAAACGUUUCUGUUAGAGGUCGUAGGGCAUCUAAAAGAACGAUGACUGUCCAGUGUAGAACAGAACCAAAGCAAGACUCAACCAUAUCAAGCUUUGAAGACUUCCCUGCAAGCAGAACCAGGUCUCGCUCCAACUCUUCCAACUCGGUCAGCUCAGAGAGGUCCGCCUCAAGCGUCACCCCCCAGGAGAGCCGAGCAAAGGGCCGAGGGAGGGGAGGGAAGAGGGGGGGCGCUGAGACACCGCAGACGAGCGCCGUCAGAACCAGACGAAGGAUCACAGUGGCCGCAGGGCCAAGUGGACAGGACAGUAACGACGUGCCCCUUUCCAGCUCUGAGGUUUCUAGCUGCGGCGUGAGCUCCCAAAACAGAGGGAGAGGAGGCAGGCAGCGAGGUAGAGGGAGGAAGACGGAGCCGGGCCCAAAUACCAGCGUUCCUGCUUUUAGUGAGAGUCAUCAGAGGAGGAGUAGGAGGAACAACAACAAUGCAGAGGUAAUUUCUGGUGAGGUUUUCAAUGAGAACGGCCAAGAAGAGGCAGACUCUCAGAAAGCUGGUACCAGCAGGGGGCAGCAGCAAACCAACCCACAUGGAUCUACACCUUCAAUUCCAAGUGAUAAAGGCCAGGCAGAUCAAGGACAGGAACUUGCUGUUUUGAAAUCAACUCCGACUCAGAGGAAUGUCAGAGGCAAAGGUCAAAAACUGGGAAAGACUGAAAGUGUGGAGACACCUGCAGCUACUGCAGUCGGUGAUGGUAACCAGUCUAGGAACACAAGAAAAGGAAGAAAGAGUGAGUUGCAGUCAAACACAAGACUGGGACGCACCAAGGUUUCAAAAGAGGAAGAGGGUGCCCACGAAACUAUAGCAGCAGCAGAAGGAGCGAAAGAUGAGCCAAGGGAAGACAUCUCUGCUACUGUCCAACCGAAGAGAUCAAGUAGAUCGUCCAGCGCUCCAGCGAAGAAGAACGCUAAGGAACCUCUCCCUGAGGAGGUGGUGCAAGAUGGUGAAAAAGUGGAGCAGGGAACUGUUAGGAAGAGCUCCAGGGGUCGGGCAUCAGUGGUCCAGAGAGGUAAAAAAGAGAGUCUGGAAGACAGUGGAACAUCGGAAACCUCCACAAACCAGGAUGCAAACAUGGAGGCUCCAGAGCAGCCCCAGACUCCAAAGAGCAGGGUUUCCCGGAAGCGUCAGGCACCUGCAGACUCUCCGGCUGCAGCGAAGACUCCUCGCUCCUCGUCUGCUUCCCCAGCAGCGAGCGCUCGGAUAAGAGCUGGGAACCAAGCUUACAAGGUGUUGUUCACAGGGGUGGUGGAUGAAGACGGCGAGCAAGUGUUGGCUCGUUUAGGAGGCAGCAUGGCCGAAGGCGUGGCGGACAUGAACUGUCUGGUGACCGAUAAAGUGAGAAGGACCGUCAAAUUCUUGUGCGCGGUGGCUAAAGGCGUUCCGAUUGUUACCACAGACUGGCUGGAAAAGAGUGGUAAAGCUGGCUGCUUCCUCUCAACACAUUCCUUCGUUGUGAAGGAUCCAGAACAGGAGACAAAGUUCAGUUUCUGCUUGCAGGAGUCUCUGAAGGCUGCCAACAGUCAGCGUCUCUUACAGGGUUAUGAGAUCCAUGUCACAAAGUCGGUAAAGCCGGAGCCAGUUCACAUGAAAGACAUCAUUUCUUCCAGUGGAGCUACAUUUCUACCAAAGAUGCCGACGUCUCAGAAGCCACAAACCGUAGUGAUUUCCUGCGAGGAAGACUUGCGGCUGUGUGGCCCCGCUCUGUCUGCUUCCCUCCCCAUCGUCUCUGCUGAGUUCAUUCUCACAGGGAUCCUGCAGCAGAAACGUGAUUUUCAGACCCAUGCACUCUCUCCCCCUGUAGGUAAGGCGCAGCCUGCAGGUGGCAGAGCAAGAGGAAGGCGGAAGACUUAAUACAUGCACAAUAUGUCCUUGUAUGUGUGUGCAUUCAGUCUUAAUAGUGUUUUCAUCUAUUCACUUUUUUUUGGUAGAUGAAUUGUCAUGUGCAGAUUUUUUUAAACUACAUAUUAAAUAACCAAUUUUCUAUGUUGAUUGUUUGCACUGAUGGAAGGUGUGUCAUUUUUCUGCCAGCUGACAACAGCUUAAAAAUGAUUCUUUUCCCACCAUGUGAAAGAUUGUGAUCUGAACAAGCAGGUUGCUGCUGCACUCUUACCUGUGUGUCAAAGGACCUGUUUGAGUCUAAACUUGAAAAAUAUAGGAAAUGUGCCUUUCCACAUGAGCAGAGGAGGAUCUGACGUGACUGAAUUCCUGCUCUCUCUGCCUGCUUAGUGUUUCAAUUCAGUUAGUAGGUUUGGUAGGCAACAACCAUGAAGUGGAAAGAUGUUUAAAUCAUGUUUGGGUGCUAGAGUUGUAGAACUAAUGGGGCCUGUUUUGAAAGCAAUCUGCUACAGUGGUCAAGCAACAACCUCGUUUCCUGUCCUGAUAAAAAAGUGCAUAGUGCCUUUCAUACUGAUGAUCAUGAACAGACUGGAGUGUCUCCAUUUUGCAGCAUCACUCCAUUAAGGCUUCAUUCAAUCUCAUCUUCUCCAGGGAGAGUUAGACACAAUAAAGGCAUCUGACUGCUGAUGCUGCUGAUGCAUCGUGAUAUUAUCCUGUCCGUCCAUUGGUCUUUUGUGUGUCCGUAUACAGAAAGACCAGUAUACAAACAUCAUAGUUGCCCAGGACCCACUGUAAGCUCUUCACCCAUAGUAUACAAUCACCACUGUUUUAAAGAUGGAGUCGUUAACUUCAGAUUUUUAGAACUGAAAGAUGUCAAGUGAUUCAACACCAUGUUUGUAUCUGUUCAUAAAGACGUUACAUAUUUGUUGUUGUCCGGAAAUUAUAUGUUAAUGCUUUGCAUCUGUCACGUGUGUUUUGUUUCUAUAUUCUGCUGGACGAGCAAGUGUCUCCUAAUUUUUUUCUGAUGUCUUUUUUUUCUUUCUACAAAUAAAUAUCUCUUCAGUGCUUUGACAAGGUUUUAGGCGCCCUUAAACCUGUCGUUUUAUGAAAACAUAAAUGACCAUCCAUAUUUAUUUUC
This is a messenger RNA of Cololabis saira (Pacific saury), 7665 nucleotides long. It is a transcript of the gene mdc1, whose product is annotated as mediator of DNA damage checkpoint 1. The transcript has 11 exons. Gene Ontology annotation, cellular component: nucleus. The record is from RefSeq and is a predicted model, not a curated record. Gene Ontology annotation, molecular function: protein binding. Bases 426 to 6542 code for a protein of 2038 amino acids. Gene Ontology annotation, biological process: positive regulation of transcription initiation by RNA polymerase II. NCBI's taxonomy places the organism in Eukaryota, Metazoa, Chordata, Actinopteri, Beloniformes, Belonidae.